Messenger RNA from Nelumbo nucifera (sacred lotus), 2017 nucleotides. RefSeq lists its product as uncharacterized. Gene Ontology annotation, molecular function: DNA-binding transcription factor activity. Lineage: Eukaryota; Viridiplantae; Streptophyta; Magnoliopsida; Proteales; Nelumbonaceae. The record is from RefSeq and is a predicted model, not a curated record. Gene Ontology annotation, cellular component: nucleus.
CGAUUCGAUUAAUACGAAAUCGGAUACUAAGAAUCCGUUUACACCCCAUAUGCCUGGAUUAUAUCUGGCGCCCGGCGGCAUAACAUAGCGCCAAGGCCCCGUAUAACUACAGCACCGUCGGUCCGUCAUAAACAAAACGACGAAAAGACAUGCUUUUGUUCGUUUUGAGCGAGAAGAGAGGAGCCUGAGUUUGUGACUGGUCGAUUAGAGGUUUAGAGCCGAGAGCAAACCCUAGAAUCCGACGAGAUGGGAGCUCAGAAGCAGCCCUAGAAAUCUAAAAUGAGAACUGCCAGAAUAACCCUAGAAAGGUAGGGUUUUCGUUCUUCAUUUUGAAAGAAAUUCCUGAAAUUAUAUAUUCAGCAAUACUUUGGUAUUCUAAGAAUCGUAGAAUUUUUGGAGAAACAUGUCUCUCAAUUUGAAGAAAACCCCCACCAUUACCGUUUUUAAGGAUUCAGGAGAAGCUGAAGCUGAUACUGUUUCUUCUGGAAACGGAGAGGGUAAAUCGUCGUUUGUUUCAGACGGAGAAGCCGGCGUGCUUUCUUCCGGUAACCAAGCAGAUCCGUCGUUGUCGGCUCCAGGAAAAGAAGUCACCUUGUCUGCCUCCGGUAAGCAAGCGGAACAGCCGUCGUCAGCCCCCGAAGAAGAAGCCACUGUAUUGUCUUCCGGUAAUGAGAAAGCGCCAUCGCCGUUAGCUUCCGAAGGGGAAGCUACUGUGUCUUCUUCUGGCAACCAAAUAGCUCCACCGUAUUCAGGAGUAGGAGCUACUAUGCCUUGUUCGGGUAACCAAACAGUUCCACCAUCAACGGGCUCAGCAGGAGCUACUGUUAUUUGUUCGGGUAACCAAAGAGCUCCACCUACGGGAUCAAGAGAAGAAGGAACCCCUUUGUCUUCUGGCGGUGACCAAGCAGCUCCAUCGAUGGGUUCCGGAGAAGUUACAUUAUUUCCCUUUGGUAGCCAACCGAUGCUCCCUUCUUCUGAUUCAGGAGAAGUUAUCGUUUUCUUUUCUGGUGACCCAACGGCUCCCCAUUCGGCGGAUUCGGGAGGGUUUGUUGUGUUUUCUCCUUCUAGUGAUCAAACAGCUCCACCAAGGAGAAAGCGACUCCCAGGAACGCCAGACCCAGAUGCAGAGGUGAUAGCGUUAUCGCCUGAAACGCUAUCUUCGACUGACCAAUUAGUGUGUGAAAUCUGCAAGAAAGAGUUCUCACGCGAGCAGAACCUGCAACUUCACCGCCGCGGCCACGACCUUCCUUGGAAGCUUGGAGGGGGACCAAAGAAAGAGGUCCGGAAACAAGUCUUUGUUUGCCCUGAGCCUUCAUGUAUUCAUCAUGAUCCCUCAAGAGCUUUGGGUGAUCUCACGGGAAUAAAGAAACAUUACCUUCGUAAACACUGCGAGAAAAAAUUUAAAUGUGAAAAGUGUUCAAAACCAUUUGCAGUACGAACCGAUUGGAAGACACAUACAAAGAAGUGUAAAGCCGGAUGAUGGAGUGGUUUAUCUUGCUUUUUGAUAACAGGUGGGUCUCCCCCUUCGAAUGUGGCUGUUUUUCUCCCAAGGUAAAGGAGGAAGAUUAUGUGGAGAUGCAAUAGAGAAGCAAUCAUUUGGAUGAUUUGGGAAGAAGAAAUGCAAGGAAUUUCAAUUGGAAAAGUUGUUCUAAGGAAAGGAUCUUUGAAUGCAUCAAAGUUAAGGUGGUGCUUUGGUUGAACAAUGAACAUAUUUGCCCCAUUCUUAGUGGGUGAUAACUUAAAGAGUGUGGUGGCAAGUUCAUCUACCAAAGGAAUAGUGCAUCAACGGCAGUAGCAACCAUCUUGGACUAGUCAUAUUUUUGACAUUGAUAGAAGUAGCCUUUGUAAUCAAGGUCCAUCAGGAGUAUGUGUGUUUAGAGAUGAGUAUGGAUCAAUAUUAGCUUUAUUUCCAGGCCCUAUUGGAAUUGGGAACUCUAGAGCAAAGCUAUUAACUGUUCUACAAGAUUUGAGAUUUGUAAAGAUGAUGAAUUUUGGAAAUAUUGUGGUUGAAGAUGAU